This is a messenger RNA of Nilaparvata lugens (brown planthopper), 643 nucleotides long. RefSeq lists its product as uncharacterized. The transcript has 3 exons. The record is from RefSeq and is a predicted model, not a curated record. The coding region runs from base 76 to 393 and encodes 105 amino acids. NCBI's taxonomy places the organism in Eukaryota, Metazoa, Arthropoda, Insecta, Hemiptera, Delphacidae.
ACCAAACUGCUUGCUUCAUCUUGUGAUUUCAUUGUAAGAAAACUUCGUGUUAAAAAACUUAUUUCUAAAAGACUUAUGAUAUCGCAACUCAGGACCCCGCCGUAUCACUCUUCCACCGUCUCAAGGACCAGGAAGUGGGCCACCCCGCAAGGGUUGGUCCAGAGGCUGGCAGUUGUUAAAUUUGUCGAUUCCGGCUCUAAUAAGCAUAAUGUCCUGAGCAGUGACGCCGGGAUGCACCGCUCCAUGACCCAAAAAACGGGUUCUGAGUGGUCCAUAGGGUUCCUGUGGUUGAAGUGGUUUGGAGGCCCUUGGUCGCUGGAGUCCAGCGAGUGGUCCCGGAGCGUAGACCCAUCCUCCGUGGGGACCCCUGGAGUUUUUCGGGCUUCUCGGUGAUGGUAUACGACCAGGUCUAUUUUUGUUGGAAGAGAGAAAGUAUCUACAUAUGAGCCAUUCAAUACACAUGAGGAGAUUUUCAAAGAAGAUAAGAGAAUGCCCUUGAUCCUUUUCCUUUAUUGGAAGAGUGAAAACUUUCAAAUCAGAUAAAUUCUUAUUAAUAAAAUAUAAUAAACCUGCAGUUACAAAUAUUGUGAAUAUUCCCAAACACUCAUUCUAGUUGUUUUGGUAAUUUAUGUAAUAUUUCAGA